UCAAGUUCUGAAAUGAAGACGGAAUUUAAAACAUGCGGUAGCUGUGCGGAACCGAUCACCGAUCGCUACAUCUUCGAGGUGAACGGCAGUGCGUGGCACGGGUCCUGCCUGCGCUGCACCGUGUGCUUCUGCCCGCUCGAGCGUCAGGUCUCGUGCUAUCUGCGCGACGGUGACAUGUACUGCAAAUCGGAUUACAUCAAAAAGUUCAAGACGAGCUGUGCCAAGUGUGCCCGCUCGAUAUCGGCCACCGAUUGGGUACGGCGCGCCCGCGAGUACGUGUUCCAUCUGGCGUGCUUUGCGUGUGAUUCCUGCGGCCGGCAGCUAUCGACGGGCGAGCAGUUCGCAAUCUGCGAGGAUCGCGUCCUGUGCAAGACGCACUACAUGGAGCUGAUCGACGACGGGACGACAUCGAGCGAGGAUGGGCUGGAUGCGGACGGGAAUGGGAAGAACAAAACCAAGCGCAUCCGGACGACGUUCACGGAGGAGCAGAUCCAGAUCCUGCAGGCCAACUUCCAGGUGGACAGCAACCCGGAUGGGCAGGAUUUGGAGAGAAUUGCGCUGGCGACGGGGUUGAGCAAGCGGGUGACGCAGGUUUGGUUCCAGAACUCGCGCGCUCGCCAGAAGAAGCACGUGCAUGGUAAGUGUUUCCGUAGGGAUUGAGACAUAUUGUAGUGU
Molecule: messenger RNA, 675 nt
Organism: Anopheles coluzzii
Lineage: Eukaryota; Metazoa; Arthropoda; Insecta; Diptera; Culicidae
Gene: Awh
Product: LIM/homeobox protein Awh
Exons: 3
Coding region: 13-660 (215 amino acids)
Biological process (GO): regulation of transcription by RNA polymerase II; neuron differentiation
Cellular component (GO): nucleus
Molecular function (GO): DNA-binding transcription factor activity, RNA polymerase II-specific; RNA polymerase II transcription regulatory region sequence-specific DNA binding
Source: RefSeq, a predicted model, not a curated record